CGGGCGCAUCGCUUUAAAGAACCAGAACCUUAACAACCUCUUUCUUACUCCGUAAAUAUAACACUGCGACAAUUCCAACACCUUACGACACCUUACGAAAUACGACUAAUUCCCCACCUUAUACCCUUCAUAUUCUAUAAACAUAAUCAUCCUAAAACGCCAAUACCGUCAAGAUGUCUGACGACGAGGAUUUCAUGCAAGAGUCCGAUGAGGAGCAGUAUGACUUCGAAUAUGAGGAUGAAGAUGGCGUUGAAGACUCCGGCGACGUUGCCAUCGAUAAUAAAUACUACAACGCGAAGCAGAUCAAGGAUGACGACCCCGAAGAAGCACUCAAGGAGUUUCUAGGCAUUCCCGAGCUCGAAGCUGAGAAAGGUGAUUGGGGAUUCAAAGGAUUGAAGCAAGCAAUCAAACUAGAAUUGCGACUUGGACGAUACGAUGAGGCCGUGGAGCACUACACCGAACUCCUCACAUAUGUCAAGUCCGCCGUGACGCGAAACUAUUCGGAGACAUCCAUCACAAAAAUGCUAGAUUAUAUCGAGAAGGAGUCGGAGAAUGAGGCAGCAAGAAAGGCCGUGGAGCAAUUCUAUUCCUUAACGCUGAACUGCUUCCAGACUACAAACAACGAGCGCCUAUGGCUCAAGACCAACAUCAAGCUCGCAAAACUCCUCCUCGAUCGGAAAGAAUACCUCGCGGUAACUAAAAAACUUCGGGAGCUGCAAAAGGUCUGCCAGCGCGAAGAUGGCACGGAUGACCCUAGCAAAGGCACUUACUCUUUAGAGAUCUACGCCUUGGAGAUCCAGAUGUACGCCGAGACGCGUAACAACAAACAACUUAAGGUUCUUUACCAGAGAGCUCUUAAGGUCCGCUCUGCGGUGCCUCAUCCGAAAAUCAUGGGAAUCAUUCGUGAAUGCGGAGGCAAGAUGCAUAUGAGCGAAGAGAACUGGAAAGAUGCACAAAGCGACUUUUUCGAGUCAUUUCGCAAUUACGACGAAGCUGGAUCCCUUCAGCGAAUUCAAGUCCUCAAAUAUCUCCUCCUCACCACCAUGCUCAUGAAAUCCGACAUCAACCCCUUUGACUCUCAAGAGACGAAGCCUUACCGCAACGAUCCACGCAUUGCCGCCAUGACUAAUUUAGUAGACGCGUACCAGAGGGACGAUAUGGAGACGUACGUCAACGUACUACAGAACAAUCAGGACAUUUUGGCGGACCCAUUCAUCGCCGAGAAUAUUGACGAGGUUACUCGCAAUGUGCGUACCAAAGCCAUAGUGAAGCUAAUCGCACCUUAUACUCGCAUGAAACUCGCCUGGAUUGCUCGGCAACUCAAGAUAUCAGAGGCCGAAGUCCAAGAUAUUCUCGGUUUCUUAAUAGUAGAUGGCAAGGUCAAGGGGAAGAUUGACCAACAGACAGGAAUCCUCGAAAUAGAGUCAGGUGGUGAUGCCGAACGAGUACAGGCUAUGGACUCCUGGGCUACAGCUCUAUCUGGCUUCUACACUACCAUGUUCAAGGACGGCGAGGGCUUUAAAAUCGCAGAUGCCUCCUCGGCAGACGAUGCGGCAUUAGGCUCGAUAUUUGCUAAUGACGGCGGCCGACAGCGAGGGUUUCUUCCAAGAGCGAAGAGGCCGGGUAAGGGGCUCUUUAGUUAGAACAUGCAUUCGGUCUUAUUUGGGGGGGACAAAAUGAAUAGGGGCACUCCAACGACUGGGCUGGAGGAUAACCAAGUAAAGAGGGUGCGGUGAUAAAGGCCUCUGGCCGAUCCUACCAGCCUUGCUGUAAUGAGCCUUCGCGGAAUGUUUUAUGGUUAGACGAUUACCACAUACCCUCUGCAUGGUUGCAUAUCAUUUUGUGUAUGCUUCCUUUCCAUGCAUUAUAGCAUGUCUACCUACUUUAAGCCUAGGUAGAUAAGCCGAAGGGCGGUGACUCUGCCUAAUGAGAUUAUGCUUGAGAUGACGAAGCUUUGCAGAUAUGAAUAAAAUCCCUUAUUAUGAGU
Messenger RNA from Daldinia caldariorum, 1987 nucleotides. RefSeq names its product PCI-domain-containing protein. Gene Ontology annotation, cellular component: COP9 signalosome. Gene Ontology annotation, biological process: protein deneddylation. NCBI's taxonomy places the organism in Eukaryota, Fungi, Ascomycota, Sordariomycetes, Xylariales, Hypoxylaceae. The record is from RefSeq and is a predicted model, not a curated record. The coding region runs from base 174 to 1643 and encodes 489 amino acids. The transcript is spliced from 3 exons.